Hydractinia symbiolongicarpus is the source of this 699-nucleotide messenger RNA. Its product is annotated as prefoldin subunit 5-like. The coding region runs from base 27 to 524 and encodes 165 amino acids. Gene Ontology annotation, cellular component: cytoplasm; prefoldin complex. The transcript has a single exon. Gene Ontology annotation, biological process: protein folding; regulation of DNA-templated transcription. Lineage: Eukaryota; Metazoa; Cnidaria; Hydrozoa; Anthoathecata; Hydractiniidae. The record is from RefSeq and is a predicted model, not a curated record.
CGCUAUUCGACAUAGACUAAUUCAAAAUGGCUGCCGAAGGCGCGGGAGAGAAGAUGCAGCAGAUCCCUAUCAAUCAACUGUCAAUACAACAGUUAGAUCAAAUUAAAAAAGAUAUUGACCAAGAAAUUGGCAUUUUAACAGAAUCUGUCAAUCAACUCAAGAUAGCCCAACAGAAAUUUAGUGAUUCAUUGGAUAAUUUAGGUCGUGUGACUGUUGAUAAGAAAGGCAAAGAAUUGAUGGUUCCAAUGACAUCUUCUAUGUAUGUACCAGGAUUUUUGGAUGACACGAGUACUGUAAUGGUAGAUAUCGGUACUGGUUAUUAUGUCGAAAAAUCUGUUGAAGAUGGAAAGAAAUAUUUUAGGAGAAAGAUAGAAUUUGUUGGUAAGCAAGUUGAAAAAAUCCAUCCAGCUUUGCUGGAGAAGCAACGUGCACGUAGCGCAUUAAUUGAGGCACUGAGUGCAAAAGUAUCUCAACAAAUGUCUCAACAGCAGCUUAAUUCAAAAGUAGAAGGACUAAAGACAUAAAAACUAUAAGCUACAGUAUAUAUAACUAUAUAUAUUGUAGGCAAUUACCUAGCUAGCUAGCUAUAUAUAUUUUCUAAGUCACUUUAUUUAGGGAAUAUGAAAACCACUAUGCAUGUCUAUGUACAUUUUAUCUUGUAUAAAUGAAAACUGAGCAUGAAAUACCAUUUUUAAGUAA